AACCUCAAUCCGUAAAUAAUUUCUAUCAAAAUCCUGCCUUGACACUGUCAUUGUAUCAGAAAGAAACAUUACGUCAAGAUGGCGCUCCAACACCCAAAGCAUCCCCCAAACGGCACAACACCACCAUGGACGCAAUCCCACAACCGCGACGAAACUGCAAUCGGCUUCCUCGACCUCCCGCGUGAACUCCGCGACCUAGUCUACGACUUCGCCUUCCGCAUCCAAGGCGCCCUCCUCAUCUACACACGUGACCCGACAGCCGCGCGGCUCGUCGCCCGGGCAAUGAACAUCCAGCACGCCGGCCGCGGCCCCAGCGCCCCGCAACCCCUUGUCAACGGCGCGCUCCCCGUCGCCCUACUACGCACGUGCCGCCAGCUCAAUGCCGAAAGCAGUCCUAUCUUGUACUCUGCCAAUGUUUUUUCCUCGUGGAACGCCCGCUUGCUGGAACUUAGUCUUGCGCACAGGAAUUUACUCGUCCGCCAUAUCGUCAUGGAGGCGAGUCCGAGGGGCAUUUUUGAUAAGAGUCUUGAACAUGUCGAGUAUUGUUGGAAAAAUAGGUUUUGGCCUGAGAUUCUGAAGAGUGGGAAGGCGUUGCUGGAUUACUUUCCGAAUCUUGAAUCUUUGACUUUUUCGCUGAAGCCGCCGAGGGGGGAUGAGCUUUGGCGGCCUGGGUUCUUUGCUGUAGGGGGCAAUAAGACGAGGGAGCAGCGGGUCGGGAUUGUGGCGCUGUGGAUGAGUCUGGGGUGCUGUUGGGCCGAUGCCGAUCAGGGAUUGAAGGCAUGUUUGCAUUUGGAGAUGGGGAGGCAGCCUGCGAGGAUUGGGAGGGACGAGUUUGUGGGAUCGAAGUUUGCGCCUGAAGAGGAGGAGGAUGAUGGGGUAUGGGAUUAUACUGAGUUUGCGGAUGCGUUUGAUAGGAUGAAGGGGUUUUGAUUCAGUGGAAGGUUAGGAAGGGGUUGGAUUUUUUGGUAUCUAAAAGUUAUAAUCUUUGAGGUUGUACUAGUUUUUGGUAUUUCUUUCCAGUGUGUAUUGGUACAGCAAGGGGUUUUUUUGGAAUUUCAAUAGCUCUCCAGUAGAAAGUUCAAGCAAGUUCGCUUCGUAUUGAAUCUUGAGAGCUCAUGGCUGCG
Messenger RNA from Bipolaris sorokiniana ND90Pr, 1124 nucleotides. RefSeq lists its product as uncharacterized. The transcript is spliced from 2 exons. The coding region runs from base 79 to 930 and encodes 283 amino acids. The record is from RefSeq and is a predicted model, not a curated record. NCBI's taxonomy places the organism in Eukaryota, Fungi, Ascomycota, Dothideomycetes, Pleosporales, Pleosporaceae.